AUGAGCUCAAACACACUUUCUGCCGUGCUAGAGAAGCUGAUUCACCGACUGUGUCUGAAUGACUUUCCUUGUGGAUAUGGCACCUGGAGAAAGACCAAAGGCAGCACAGAGGGAGCAGAGACAGAAGAGACAGACGCCCUCCUGGAUCUACUGAGCUGCCCUCACUCUCCCUGGCGGCAGGAUGGAUCAUGGAGCCCUCAAACUGCGGCCCUGAGACAGCUGGCUGUGCUCACACCUGAACGCCUGCACACGGACUUCAUUUACAGUUACUUUACAACACUUCACAUCUUGGACAAGGGUGUCUCAGUCGUUGACGACGGCCUGUUAAAGUUCUCAAAGCUGGAGGAACUGGUGCUGAGUGCCAACAAAAUCUCAGAAAUCCCUGCAGAAAACCUUCCCAGCACUUUGAAGAUUUUGGAGCUACGUGACAACUGGCUGUCUGCUCUGAACAGUCUCACCAGCUGCCCGCCCCCUCGCCUGCAGUACCUCGGCCUCAGCUCAAACAGUCUGGGCUCCCAUGACGUAGUCUGUCAUCUCACAGGAACACACUGGCCACAGCUGGUGUGUCUGGACCUGAGUGACUGUGAGUUUCAGAACCAGCAGGCCCUGCUGGAUGCUUUGAGCACGCUCCCCUGCCUCAGGACGCUGGUUCUAGAGGGAAACCCCUUCACUCUCGCUCCCUCCUACCCAGGCCUCACUGUAGACAGUCUCCCACGGCUCUCAUACUUAGACGCCUCACGGAUCUCCCCUGAAGAAAGAUGUAGUUUUAGCAGCCUCUCCAAGAUAACUGAUCUGAUAGAGGAUCGGGCAUCAGCCACAGUGAGUGUGGGCAGAGUGAGGGGAAUCCCAGACCCAUCGAUGAGUUUGGACGAAAACGCUCCUGAUUUCCCUGUUAUCACCUAUGGCUACUUUAUCACAUACGAGUUCCUUAGUCAUCAAACUGUUGACCUGAAGGUCAGUGAGUCUAAAUGUGACGCAGCACAUGUGACGGAGGACAUCUUCAGUGAUGCUGACCUACAAUCAAACAAAAACUGUGAAAAAGAAUUUUCCAAACCAGACGCACAGGACUUGGUGGUGUAUACUGAGGAAACCUGCUAUGACACUGCACAUGUGUCAAAACACAGAACAUCAAAACUGACAUGGGCAGAGUGCAUGGACUUCAGUGACACACAAACGUACAUUGUUAGUGAUCUGGGAGGCUUAAAGAGAUUUUUCAAUCAAGGUCUUUAUCUUACGCUAGAGGAGGAAAAGGUCCUGUCAUGGCCUGCAGCCUCUGAAGACGUCCCGGUGGCCAAACCCAGCCGAAAUGUUAAAGAGAGGAAAGGUGGGAAAGAAAAAGAGUCUCCAAUCAAAUCAGGUUCCACCAAAGACAAGGACAAAAAGAAGAAAUCUGUACCAGAUCUGGUCCAGGACGCCCCCAUCAGAAGAACCCUUGGCUCCGUCCACGUCCCCCUGCAGGGCUUGGUAAAAAGAGGUCAUAAGGUCGAUGUUCUCUGUGACCUUGGCACCCUGCACACUGAGUCUGAGCUGGAAGCUACGCAGUCACUUGAAAAGGAUCUGGGAAAGAAAAUCAAAGAGGACAAGAAAAAGGAGGACAAGGAAUCAAAGCAGAGAGGAGGCAGCGGUACCAAACAGAAGAAUACAGCAGCUUUUAAAGGCAGAGGAAAGGGAAACAAGGAAUCUGAGACAGAUGUCCACACAGACAACUCUGUGUCCGUCCAACUGGAGCCAUUGACUGUGGAGUUGAGUGUGGAGCUGGAAAAAUGGCAGUCUGCAGCUGAAGCGAAUCAACUUACACUACCACAUAAAAGCAAACAGCCUGAUUUGUCUUAAAGUGCUAACAACCUGAUUACUUCCACCUUGUGCAGUUCUGUCAGAGUGCUGAUUGGUUACCUCGUACUUUCAGUCUGCCUGUCAUCAAGAAAAGGAGCUCGUCCGAGGAGUUUCUGCCUCUCCUUUUGAUCAUCUUUUAUCCUCUUUUGCUGCUCAGAUUUUCAUAAAGUUGUUAGAAAUUUAAGGUGUGGCGGGAGGUUGAGGACUGCAGGUGAGUGGGGUACCCUAUACAUUUCCCUCACGUAGUUAUUUUGUGUUUAGACACACUAGGUUUAUUGGUUGUUGCCACCCAUGUAUUUGUUUGGUGAAGCUCUUUUUUUUUUUUAGAUUUUGCUUUAGGUUUUUGGUUUGUGUUUUGCUUUAGAUGUAGAGGUUAGUUGAGGUCUGGAUUUGUUAUAUUGCUUUUAUUUAUUUGGCACAACCACUUUGGCCCUC
Messenger RNA from Epinephelus lanceolatus (giant grouper), 2268 nucleotides. Lineage: Eukaryota; Metazoa; Chordata; Actinopteri; Perciformes; Serranidae. The record is from RefSeq and is a predicted model, not a curated record.